Molecule: messenger RNA, 4191 nt
Organism: Choloepus didactylus (southern two-toed sloth)
Lineage: Eukaryota; Metazoa; Chordata; Mammalia; Pilosa; Megalonychidae
Gene: RELB
Product: RELB proto-oncogene, NF-kB subunit
Exons: 11
Coding region: 2231-3832 (533 amino acids)
Biological process (GO): response to cytokine; non-canonical NF-kappaB signal transduction; cellular response to stress
Cellular component (GO): cytoplasm
Molecular function (GO): RNA polymerase II cis-regulatory region sequence-specific DNA binding; DNA-binding transcription factor activity, RNA polymerase II-specific
Source: RefSeq, a predicted model, not a curated record
GCGGGGCGGGGCCCGGGAGAUUCACGCGCUCGCUGCCCUCCGCGGUCUCCAGAACCAGGUCCGUCUCCCUGCAGGGCCCGCGGACCUCUCCUCGCUCUCGCUGGCCGUUUCCAGGACCACGGGUAAGCACCCCUUCACAGUCCCUGCCCUCCAGGAGUCCGGGAGGGGGGUGCUUACCGAGGGCUGUGUCCUUCCCUACCCUGUGAAGUGGUGUCUAGGAGCCCGACAGGUAAAACUAACCACCUGUUCACGUCUAAGAGGAACCCUCUUUCGAGAUGCACCGUGGGAUUGGUGCCACCUCCCGUUCACUGUGUGAAUGUCUGCAAUCACUUCUCUCUGGGCCUCAGUUUUCUUCAUCUGUAAAAUGGGCAUAAUAUCAGUGCCUCCUUUCUAGGGGGCUUGAGAGGAUUCAGUGAGUUGAUACAGGUAAACCUUCAGAGCAGGGUCUGGUACUAGGGGACAGGUAUCUGGAUCUUUGGUUACAAAUGAGAGUAAUUCCUGACGUCAUCCGUUCAAUAAAUGUGUAUUGAGCUCCUGAUGGGCAGUGCUGGGGACACAGCUGUGACUGACACAGCCCCAGCCCUGACCUCACGGGGUCCCCAGCCAAGAUAGGGAGACAGAUGGGUAAACAGCUGAUUCGGUGUGGAAUACUACUAUGUGAUAAGGGUUAUGAAGAAAUCUUAGGGUCACUGAUAUGGAGUACCAGAGAAGGGAAUGGGAAGAAUUGAAGUCCCGGUGGAGGAGGGGAAAGUGAAACCUGGAUAUAGAAGGAAACUUUCAUUUCGAUGGGCCAGGUACAUGCUGGGCCCAGGGGAGACAGCAGGGAUGGGUCAGGGAUCGGUGCACACAGGGAUGGGACACUCACCCUGUGGUGCUCACAGUCCACAACACAAGGUCAUGUCAAAUCCUAAUCGGUGCCAUGAAAAUUAUAAAACAAAGGCUCCUAACUGCCAGGAACCAGGGUGAGGAACCUGGGGGUUGUGUUAGAUAAAGAUAAGUAAGAGCUGUCUAAGGUGACAUUUGAGCGGGGACCUGAAGGAGGAAGGGAUCAUCCCAAGAACUGGGGGGAGACUAUUCAGGCAGAGACUGGCCUGUGCAAAGGUCCUGGGGCAGCAAAGACAGCUGGUUCUCUCCACUCACAUCUGCUCACAUGUGGCCCAUCCUGGCUACCCUUGAAUUGUGGCAGUGUGGGUGGGAGGUUGAGGGGAUGUUAUGUGAACUGAGCCCUGAAUAAAGGGAGGGAGUUCCCAUCAUUUACAGGCUGAUAAUAAUAUUACCUAAGCUUUAUGGAGGGCCUAACAUGGCCAGACCCUGUGCUAAACAGUUGACCUGUGUGAUCCCGAAUCUGCACACUAAACCCCAGAGAUGGGAGCUAUUAUCAUCAUCAAUUUGUAGGGAAGGCAGCUCAGAGAGGUUAUGUGACUUGCUCAAGGCCACACAGCCAAUGAAUGGCAGAGCUGGGAUUCAACCCAACAUCCCACACUCUGAAACUGCUUUCUAACCUCCCCAUUUUACAGACAUAAACUGAGGCCUAGAGGGGAAGGUAUUUACACAAGGCCACCCAACAGCAGUUUCUCUCAACACCUCAUCCAAUAGCAGCCGGCAUUUAUAUAGCACUUACUGUGUGGCAGGUCUAAGUGCUUCCCAUGUUUCAGCUCAUUUACUCUACCCAACAGCCCAACAAGGCAGACACUAUUAUUGUGCCCAUUUUAUGGAUGAAGAAACCAAGGCAUAAAGAGAUUAGGUAACAGGCUCAAGGCCACACAGCUAGCAAAUAGCAGAACCAGGAUUUGAACUGAGAUGGACUAAAGCUCCAGCCACGGCCUCCGGGGACGAGGCUCCCACGGCAGCCUGGAAGCACCCCAAGGGCCCAGACGAAGCCAAACUUGUCUGUGGUCCCAGGUCAUCCAGCAGACUCUUAAUUGAAUUUCACACUGGAAGUUGGCUCUGCCAAUGACCUAAAGCAUGUCCCUUCCUCUCUCCCAGCCUCAGUUUCCCCAUCUGCCAAGUGUGGGUGUCUUCUCCAGCCUGUUGACUUCACAGAUCACAUGAGAUAAGGGGUGCAGGAAAACUGCUUUUCAGGGUGCAAAGGUCUGCCUGCCGGGAGCCGCUCCCUGAGAGUGGGGGAGGACAGGUCUGCAGGUCAAUAAAUCCCCGGGCCACCCUCCCUUUCUGUGUUGCUCCGAAGCCCGCUCACUCCCUCUGGGCUUCCCCUGGACCUGUCUGGGGAAUGACAGGAGAUGAAUUGGAGAUUAUUGACGAAUACAUCAAGGAGAAUGGCUUCGGCCUGGAGGGGGCGCCGCCGGGCCCGGGCGAGGGGCCGCCGCGCCUGGUGUCCCGCGGGGCGGCCUCCCUGAGCACGGUCACCCUGGGCCCCGCGCCGCCGCCGCCCCCGCCCACGCCGCCGCCCUGGGGCUGCCCGAUGGGCCGCCUCGUGUCCCCCGCGCCGGGCCCCGGCCCGCGGCCGCACCUGGUCAUCAGCGAGCAGCCCAAGCAGCGCGGCAUGCGCUUCCGCUACGAGUGCGAGGGCCGCUCGGCCGGCAGCAUCCUCGGCGAGAGCAGCACCGAGGCCAGCAAGACGCUGCCCGCCAUCGAGCUCCGGGACUGUGGAGGGCUGCGGGAGGUGGAGGUGACGGCGUGCCUGGUGUGGAAGGACUGGCCUCACCGCGUGCACCCCCACAGCCUGGUGGGGAAAGACUGCACCGAUGGCGUCUGCAGGGUGCGGCUCCGGCCUCACGUCAGCCCCCGGCACAGCUUUAACAACCUGGGCAUCCAGUGUGUGAGGAAGAAGGAGAUAGAAGCUGCCAUUGAGCGGAAGAUUCAACUGGGCAUCGACCCCUAUAAUGCUGGGUCCCUGAAGAACCAUCAGGAGGUGGACAUGAAUGUAGUGAGGAUCUGCUUCCAGGCCUCAUAUCGGGACCAGCAGGGACAGAUGCGCCGGAUGGACCCUGUGCUGUCUGAACCCGUCUAUGACAAGAAGUCCACGAACACGUCAGAGCUGCGGAUUUGCCGAAUUAACAAGGAGAGCGGGCCGUGCACAGGCGGUGAGGAGCUCUACCUGCUGUGCGACAAGGUGCAGAAAGAGGACAUAUCUGUGGUGUUCAGCACGGCCUCCUGGGAAGGCCGGGCCGACUUCUCCCAGGCCGACGUGCACCGCCAGAUCGCCAUCGUGUUCAAGACGCCGCCCUACGAGGACCUGGAGAUCAUCGAGCCGGUGACGGUCAACGUCUUCCUGCAGCGGCUCACCGACGGGGUCUGCAGCGAGCCACUGCCCUUCACGUACCUGCCUCGGGACCACGACAGCUAUGGUGUGGACAAGAAGCGGAAACGGGGGAUGCCCGAUGUCCUUGGGGAGCUGAACAGUUCUGACCCCCAUGGCAUCGAGAGCAAACGGCGGAAGAAAAAGCCAGCCUUCCUGGACCACUUCCUGCCCAGCCACAGCUCAGGCCCCUUCCUGCCGCCAUCAGCCCUACUGCCGGACACAGACUUCUUCCCCGGCCACGUGUCCCUACCCGGCCUGGAGCCCCCGGGCGGGCCGGACCUCCUGGACGAAGGCUUUGCCUAUGACGCCACGGCUCCCACGCUCUUCACCAUGUUGGACCUGUUGCCCCCCGCGCCGCCCCACGCCAGCGCUGUCGCCGGCAGCGGGGGGACGGUGGCGGUGGUCGGGGAGCCCUCCGGCCCCGAGCCGCUGACGCUGGACUCGUACCAGGCCCCGGGCCCCGUGGACGGGGGUACCGCUAGCCUUGUGGGCAGCAACAUGUUCCCCAAUCAGUACCGCGAGGCGGCCUUUGGGGGCGGCCUCCUGUCUCCGGGGCCUGAGGCCACGUAGCCCCCGGGGCGUCGUAAGAGAGGCGCUGGGUGGGGAGGGAGGCGGAGGGGGCCUUCCCACCCCCUCGUCCUUCUGAAUCGGACAUCUUCGGCGCUGCCCGCAAGCUCUGUAGCACGGGGGCCUCCUUGAGCCCAUUUCAUAAAUGAGAAAACUGAGUCCGGAGAGAAGGGACUUGGCUCCCAUCCCACUGGCUUGUUAAUAGCUGCAUCACCGCCCACAACUGGGGGGCACCUUCUCAGCCGGAUUCUGAAGUGUACAUAUGGAAGGAGGAACAGAGCCCCAUCCACCUCCUUAGGUCUGGAAAGAGAGGGUAGGUUGUUUGUUCCGUCUUUUCAAUAAAGAUGAGUUUUUGAGCCUUG